GCCCUGGAUUGACGCGCAGUGUGUCCACCAGAAGGAUGGUCCGGUACAUAAACCCCCCCUUCAGUGGCUGCUCGCCAUAACAGUCGUUUAAUUAUUGGAUCAUCGAUAUUUUUGGGACGUGACCACUUCCGUAGUGUCUACUUAACGGAACGAAGGGGAGGGAAGUGGUGGUUGGGUUGUUGGACCGGACCCUCGGAGGUGAGAUGAUGUCGCGGCGGCGGACGGACGGCCGCGGCGGGCCGGCGGCAGCGGGGUUGCUGAGCUCUGUCCUCACGACCAUCAGCACGGAGCCCAUGGAGGCCGGCUACGAGUUCACCGGGGAGCUGGGACGGGGGAAGUUUGCGGUGGUGCGGCGGUGCGUGGAGAAGGCAACGGGCAAAGUGUUCGCCGCCAAGUUCUUGAAGAAGCGUCGGCGGGGGCGCGACUGUCGCGCCGACGUCCUGCACGAGAUGGCGGUCCUGGAACUGGCGCGGGACAACCCCCGCGUGGUAAACCUGCAUGCUGCCCAUGAGACGGACCACGACAUCAUCCUGGUGCUGGAGUAUGCGGCCGGAGGGGAGAUCUUCGACCACUGUGUGUCUGACGAGCUGCUCCCCGAGGCCCAGGUCACGCGGCUGAUCCGACAGAUGCUGGAGGGAGUGCAGCACCUCCACAGCAGCAACCUGGUGCACCUUGACCUCAAGCCUCAGAACAUCCUCCUGACCCAGCAGUCCCCUCCAGGGGACAUCAAGAUCGUAGACUUCGGUCUGUCUCGUAGGCUGGGCACCGCAGGCGAGCUCAGGGAGAUUCUUGGCACACCUGAAUACGUGGCGCCAGAAAUUCUAAAUUAUGAGCCAAUCUCAACUGCGAGUGACCUGUGGAGCGUGGGGGUGAUCUCCUACAUGCUGGUGACGGGCGAGUCUCCCUUUGUGGGCGAGGACAAGCAGGAGACGUACCUGAACGUGUCCCAGGUCAACGUGGACUACAGCGGGGAGGCCUUCUCCCGCGUGUCAGAGCUAGCUGUGGACUUCGUCCGCAAGCUGCUAGUCAAGGCCCCCGAGGACCGGCCCAGCGCUGCAGAGUGCAUCAGCCACCCGUGGUUGUCUCAGCCCCCCCAGCCCUGCCUCAGCCCCGAGCUGGCCCCCGCCCGCCUCGGGCCCCGGGAGCGCUGCAGCGGCUCCAAGUGGGCCGCGCCCCCGGAGGACCCUGAGGACAAGGAGAACUUCCUGGACUCGCCGCGUGCCAGUGCCAAGCGCUUCCGCUUCGACGAGGAGGCGGCGGCGGCCGGGGACGGGGACUUCUAACGCGACAGGGGGUAGCGCUUCAGGGCCGUCCACGCGGGGUGUAUAAUGUUUUAUGUGACUAAAAACCGCCGACAGGUCUACUCUGCUCCAUCCCCCCCUCGUCUCUGCCCACCAGCACUUACCCCCCAGGCCCCCCUCACACCAAAGAUAACCAGCGCUGACCUGUUAUCAGCCAUCCUCCUCUCUAAAUCCACAGUCCGUGUGUGUGUGUGUUGAAUAAUAUAAAGGUAUCGAUCUAAAACUGGUAACACGGUUCAUAUAGUUUGCUGGCAUUGGGUUUUCUUGGUGUCCUUUUAUAGUAAUGUGUCUGGGUGGGGUGCCUCAAGGGACAUCUAGGCAGUGCUUUUCUUCCAGAGGCUUAAGCAGGACUCAAAGACCUCCCAGACGGCGGGUGUCCCUCCCCGCCCGAGGCCCUGAGGUAACUCCAGUGUCGUUGUCAGGGUUUGGUUGUCUUGCACGAGUCCUGAGGUAAUGCACUUGUUUUGCAUGCCACCAUAGCGUGCAAACAAACAGCACGUUUCUUUUACCGUGUCCUUUCCACUUAAUGCGGGUCGACUCUUGCUCGACUUUCUUAAAUGUGAGGGAUACCUAUUGUCCUAAAUUCAUUUGUUUUAUCUCAAUCCGCCUUUUUUGUCAGUUUUUUUUCCAUAUUAAAUGACCAAACUCGAUUGAGCAUUUCAGCGCUCUUCGUCAUCCACUUCCCUCUGGGUUCCUGCGUCUAACGAUGACUGUAUUGUUUCCCUGGUGCCACAGGGCAGGAUGGCACGCUCUGCACGAUGCAUUCCUUCCCUGUGUACCUACUUCAGUACCGUGGUGUUGCGCUUUCGCAAAAAGGUUAGCCAAAUCCGGGUGUCGAGCCAGGGUUUGGCGUAAAAGCCUCUCUGUGAAGACGUACUCCUAAGCCCAAGCAUUCCCUUAUUCCCUUCACAUUCCCUGACCGAACCAUUAUUAUAUUCAUGAUUUUGAGGGGGGUGUUCUAAAUAUGCACUAUGAGUUCCCAAUAAAUGAAGGUUCUUGUUGAUCGUUUUUAGCCUCGUAGCAGCAGCGGUGUCCUUGACAUUCCGCUUGAUUGCUUCAUAUGAAUCUAAACUAACUUGAAACUGUACCAGCACGAACACUGUGAGUCAUCCGGUAUCUGGCAUGGCACGCCCCACACUUCCUCACACUUUAUCAGAGCACACGUAACACUGUGGCCCUGACUUACUGAGCGCCAGGGCAUUGAACAGGUGUGGCCGUGUUUCAGUCACUGCUGAUACAUGCUUCAGUGCUUUCAUAGCAUUGGCAAAAGAAAGCUCCCCUGAGCUAAGCUACUUCUCUCUGGGUGGGGGCGUCUUUUAAAGCUUCUUUUUGACUUGCUGGUCCCAGGGCGGGGGAGGUAGGCUGGGAGGGAGAGCCCUGAGCGGGUCACCUGGAAGUCGGUUGUGAGGUGGGCUAGGAGGGAGAGACAGGUCAGCUAGUAGCCCCCCCCCCCCCCCCCCCCCAUGACCCUGGUCCUCCUACCUAGUCCUUCUCUGUCCACUGUGCCUCUUCAUGUUCCAUCACCUUGUUUUUAUAUGCUAUAUAAUAUUAUACUUGAGUCUAUUAUUUAUGUGUGUUUUCUAUUUGUUUAAUGUAAAUUAAUGUUAUUUUUCCUUUUUAUUUGGUUCAAGUUGAGGGUGGGGUCAGGAGGUGACCUCCUCAGGACGUGCUGGUCGGAAGCGGGGAAAGCAAAGAAAGAGUUCUGAAACGGUACUGAGGAAGUUUGAAUUAAGGUUGGCGUCUGAUUUGUCGGCUAGGUUGACGAAUGGGGAAGUAGGGAGGUAUAAGGUUGGUGAGGGAGAGGACUGCGUCACACACAUUGGCUGGUCUGAGAUUAGAUGUGUAUAAUAAAGUGUUAAAAUCAAUGUUGUAAACAUUAAAAUAUUCCAGGUGGGUUGGGCUGGUAAACACUUGAGAUGUGUCCUCGUAAUGAACUGAACUGGAGCAUUGAUAAUUGAAUCGUCGUAUUGAAUCUUCCUGGAUCCUUGACUCAGAUGAGAUGAACCACCACGUUCUUCUCUACUCCCUUUUAUACACACUGGUGCCAAAGCAAAAGAAAGCAUAAAAAGCACUGCAUUGUGCUUGACGGUUGUCCCUUAUUGUUUGUUUUUUAAAUGGAGAUGUCACCAGCUGACACUGGGGCCUUUGUCUGGGAGUCAGUCGGAGCCAGGCCACGCUCGGUCUGAUGCGGUCACUGUCCCGGGGCCCCACCAACAACCCCCCCCACUGCAGGGAGGGUCUGAACAGCACAUCUGUAAUCCGACCUCAUCCAGGACAUUUCCCUGGUUUCAGAUCACUUGUGUGUUGGGAAAUUGGCUCCAAGAAUCCCGACUCAGGUCUGUGUGAAUUGGUGACCUCCAGGAGACUUUCUAUGCAAGGUCGAGCUCGUCCACCCUGCCAUGUCUCGCUGGCUGUCAUUAAAACGUGUUUUUUAAUACUGGAGCUGAGCGGUGUGGUCGCCUCAUGCAGGCGAUCCCUGUAGCUGUUGACGGUGCAGUCUUUAGUUGACAUACUGUAGUUCUCUGUGUGUGCGUCACUUGAAGUCUUCACUACUCUGCGGUGGUGGAGCUCAUUAUCUUGGCGGCUGAGGCGAGUGUCCCCUUGUUUAUUGUGCUUUGCUGUGCGAACGCGAGGUGCUCGGUUUACACACGUCGGGUCAUUGUCAAGAACUGGAGCACCAGCGGUGAUGUCACUCCUGGUGAUGUCAUCCCACAUUCCUGUUAAUGAGGUGCUGUUUUGCGCGUUCAGGGAAAAUAAACAAAGGCAACUUCUGAGUUGCAACUCAACUCGGUGCGAAGCACAAGAAAAUGUUUAAUUAUUAGAGGAAUGUGUAUAUUCUGAAUUUUGUUCUUAUGUUUAUUUGUUCAUGUAUACAUAUUGAUUUGAUAUUAAACAUUGAUU
This is a messenger RNA of Gadus macrocephalus (Pacific cod), 4202 nucleotides long. It is a transcript of the gene stk17b, whose product is annotated as serine/threonine kinase 17b (apoptosis-inducing). Lineage: Eukaryota; Metazoa; Chordata; Actinopteri; Gadiformes; Gadidae. The transcript is spliced from 8 exons. Gene Ontology annotation, molecular function: ATP binding; protein serine/threonine kinase activity. The coding region runs from base 204 to 1283 and encodes 359 amino acids. Gene Ontology annotation, biological process: protein phosphorylation; positive regulation of apoptotic process; intracellular signal transduction. Gene Ontology annotation, cellular component: nucleus. The record is from RefSeq and is a predicted model, not a curated record.